AUGGUCUGUUAUAAAGGAAACGGAGUAAAGGUCAAGCUCAAACUUAUCAAUCCCUUGCUCUUUAUAGACAAUAGUGAUUUUUUCCUAGCAUUUUCCAGUUUUUCCAAUCCUUCUCUACUUGCGAAGCAGCUUAGCAAUAAAAAGAAGUUCAUCAUUUCACGCUCAGAGUCUGGCUACAAUAUUGUGCAGAACCGUAUUGUUUUGAUUAAUUUAGAUAAAAGCCCACAAGAGGCUUUUUAUGAAGUCUUCCAAAUCAUUGUAAAUGCAGAGCCUUCCCAAGAAGGAAAUAAGAAAAUUAAAAGAAUUCUUUUGGCUUUUCCUGAAAAUCCAGACCUAUGACUAUAUGCAAUAGAAGAAGUAAUAAAAGCCCUGUUGAACAGUUCUGGCAUAAGAGUAUCACUGACUAUAUGCUUGAAAAGCCAAGAAUUAGAGAUAAUAAAAAGUCAUUUGAGGGAUUCCAAUUUUCAUACUGAAUUAAAUGUGAAUAACGUAAAAAGGCUUAGAAGAUACUUUUUUUCAAGAUUUAUCUGUCAAUCUUGCUCAGAGUUCGCUUAUAAACCUUACGUUUCAAGAUGCUGCUACUCAAUUUAUUGCAAUUCAUGUGUCAAAAAUUUAUAUUGCAAGGUGUGCAAUAAUCGAUGUGAAUUUGAAAUUAAUUUAGCAAUAAAAAAAUUAGUCAAUGAAUCACCUUAUUAUUGUAACUGUGGAGAAUCGAUAAAAGUAUUAUUUUUUGUGCAAAAAAGUGAUUUAUUUUAUAUUUACUUUCUUAAUUUUUUAUAGGAAAAAGGGAAAAGAAUAUAUGUGCUAUAAAAUAUAGCUUAAAAAUAGUAUAAAAGACAUUGAAAAUCAUAUGCUAAGUUGUGCAGCAAGCUUAUUUCGCUGCAAAUUUAUAGGCUGCUCUUUUGAAGGCUCCCAAAUAGAGCUUAUGGAUCACGUUUUUCAAUUUCACACAGAAACAAUACUAGAAAGAAUGAAUGAAUAUGCAGAAAUUGAUAUAAGCCAGAAGCAGCGGCUUAUCCAAUGCAGAAUGUGUGGAGAUUUUAGCGAAUCUCAAUGCAAAAAUUGUUUAAAAAGCCUUCCAAUAGCUAAAAAAUUAUAA
This is a messenger RNA of Blepharisma stoltei, 1099 nucleotides long. The record is from the annotation of a GenBank genome assembly. NCBI's taxonomy places the organism in Eukaryota, Ciliophora, Heterotrichea, Heterotrichida, Blepharismidae.